CAAGAUGGCGGCAUCGUCGAUGCGGCUGAAGCGUAGCUACGCUGUGUUUUGGCGUAAACCGUCGGGCACUUAUGAGUGUAACACCGGUGUUUGAGCUGGUGUGAUGGAGUUUCGCUGACUGCUAUUCAGUGACGCUUCGUGACUUUUGCAGUGACCGUGUCGCAGCGCAGCGGUGUCCACCUGGAGCUCCGAGCCGGGCGUCAUGGGGGAUAACAUUAUUAUCAGGGUGCAGUCCCCAGAUGGGAUGAAGAAAAUUCCCUCCACCAAGAGGGAGACAGCGGCUACUUUUCUGAAAAAGGUGGCCAAAGAGUUUGGGUUCAAUUCCAACGGGUUCUCUGUUUAUAUAAACCGCAACAAGACCGGAGAAGUUCUGUCCCAGAACAAAUCCCUCAACCUGCUAAAGAUCAAGCAUGGGGACAUGUUGUUUCUGUUCCCCUCUGCAACCUCUUCUUCUUCAGGGGAGGUAAUGGACACGGCGACGCCACACACAUCUUCAUCCCUGCCGUCCAUCUCGUCCUCUUCUUCAUCCUCGUCUUCGUCCUCAUUGAUCCCUCGGUCCUCCUCGGCACCACAGGUACAGGAGGACCAGAUCGAUCAGUAUCUGGCCAAACAAGACGGCAAGAUCUACAGGAACAGAGACCCACAGCUAUGUCGUCACGGUGCCCUUGGAAAAUGUGUGCACUGUGUACCGCUAGAGCCUUUUGACGAAGACUAUCUGAACCACCUCGACCCACCGGUGAAGCACAUGUCAUUCCACGCGUACCUUCGCAAGCUGACCGGUGGAGCUGACAAAGGGAAGUUUGCAGCUUUGGAGAACAUCAGCUGUAAGAUAAAGUCAGGAUGUGAGGGUCAUCCUCCCUGGCCUGAGGGGAUCUGCACCAAGUGCCAGCCCAGUGCCAUCACUCUGAACAGACAGAAAUACAGACAUGUAGACAACAUCAUGUUUGAGAACCACACCAUCGCCGACCGAUUCCUGGACUUCUGGAGGAAAACAGGCAGUCAGAGGAUGGGCUACCUAUACGGCCGGUACACCGAGCACACAGACAUCCCGCUGGGCAUCAGAGCCGAGGUGGCGGCCAUCUAUGAGCCCCCGCAGAGUGCGACCCAGAACAGUUUGGAACUGUUGGAGGAUCCCAAAGCUGCAGCUGUAGAUGAAAUUGCUGCCAAACUGGGGCUCUGCAAGGUGGGCUGGAUUUUCACUGAUCUGUUGUCUGAGGACACAAGGAUAGGAACUGUCCGCUACACGAGAAACCAGGACUCUUUUUACCUGAGUGCUGAGGAAUGCAUCACGUCCGGAUAUUUCCAGAACCAACACUCAAACCCCUGCAGGCUGUCUCGAGACGGGUACUUUGGAUCCAAGUUUGUGACCGUUGUUGCUACAGGUGGUCCAGAUAAUCAGGUCCACUUUGAAGGUUACCAGGUGUCCAAUCAGUGCAUGGCUCUUGUGAGAGACGAGUGUCUGCUGCCCUGCAAAGACGCUCCUGAGCUCGGCUACGCCAAGGAGUCCAGCCCUGAGCAGUACGUACCAGACGUCUUCUACAAGGACAAAGAUAAAUUUGGGAACGAUGUCACGUUUCUAGCGCGACCUCUUCCUGUGGAGUACCUUAUCAUAGAUAUAACCACAACUUUCCCAAAGGACCCUCAGUACACCUUCACCUCCACACAACGCUUCCCAAUUGAAAACCGUGACAUCCUUGGAGAGACACAAGAUUUCCACAGUUUAGCCACGUACCUGUCCCAGUGCUCCUCCGCGUCAUUCCUGGACAUCGUGUCAGACUUUCAUCUGCUCCUCUUCCUCGUCACCAACGAAGUCAUGCCUCUGAGGGACAGUAUUGGCCUUCUUCUGGAAGCAGUGAAGACGUCCAAUGAGGAGCUGGCACAGACCUGGAAGAAGUCUGAGCAAUGGGCCACCAUAGAGCAGCUUUGCAGCACGGUGGGCGGGCAGCCAUCCAGCUCUCUGGGUUACGAAGCCAUGGGCGGCCCCACGGCGCCGGUGUCCUCCUCAGCCAUGUGGUCCUGCCUCCACUGCACCUUCAUGAACCAGCCCGGCACAGAGCACUGUGAAAUCUGCAGCCUGCCCCGCAGUUAAGAACGUCCACCCUGAGAGUCCUAACUUCACCAGAUCCAGUUGCAAGAUUCAGACCCUCUCUUUCGUUAUUUUGUCCAACUCCCAGUGACGCCUUGGUCUUCCCCUUGUUGCUGAAGGCGCAGAAGGAUGCGUUUGUUUACAUCCACAAGUCUGAUAAAAAGAAAAAUUGAACCAGACAUGAUUUAAUCUUGUUUAUUAUCCCUCUUUUCAGCAGCUUUUAUCUGUUUUGGGCCUAAACUGUUAAAUAUUUCCCCUAAUAACUCAAAUAAAACCUGCUGUGAUGCAGGAGGACAGCAAAGAGCCCAACUUUCAGAUCUUUUUUCACAUCAGUGCCCCCCCCGCCCCUCUCUCUCUCUCUCUCUUUUUGCUCUCACAGUGACUUCUGGAAAAUCUUGCUGUGUAUAAAUACCUUUGAUGGAUGAUGCUGUUAUUUAAUUGAGUUUCUUUUUUUUAUUACCAGAUUAUAGCGUGUAACUUAAACUUUGAUUCUUCUGAUCGGACACUUUUACAGCUCUUGGUCUCUGGAAAGCCCUUUACAGUACAAUCACUCCUCAAAGCUUCGACCUCAUCAGGCCAUGAGCUGCUGAGUUUAUAGCUCUGAGUUUUAUAUUUUUGUGUUAAAUUUAGUCCCCAGUUUUAAGAAGCAGCCUCCAAUGAUUGCAGAAAGCAGAUCCGGUUCAUUUUAAAUGUAUUGGUUUUGAACUUGAGCAGCAGAACAUGUAGCUUAUUUAAUCGGUUGUUCUGAUAAAAACAUCCCGGGACACUUUCUAAUUUCAUUUCCAUUUGCUAUGGGGUGCUCUAGAAACAACUGGUGCUCACCUUCCUAGUAGAGCCGCCUCCUCUUCUUCUUUGUUUUUAUGCUCUAACCAUCACAGAGACUUCAAAGACUUUCCUCCACAGGAGGAAAGACCUGAAACUAUUGUCUCGGGUGUAAAUUUCCAAGAUGGAUUGUGAUGGUCAAGAAACACUGGCGUUUCAAAGCUACCAACUCUACUUCCAAUAAUAGACCUUCAGCAGACUUUGGGGAAAUCAAACCAUAAAAUUAAAACAUUAAAUGGCACCAAAAGGCCUCUCAAUCAGUUAUACGUCAGAGCUAUCGAAGAAUGCUUGUCUAAAGAAAACCUAAACGUUUUUCUGAACUGACAGUUUAACCUCUACCAGGUUAAGCAAAUGUUUAAAUGGUGGAUUUAUUCAAUCUAUGUUUUCUUCUUCUGCUCAGACAUAUUAUCUUGAUUGAGGAAGUGCAACAAAUUAAACGCUGCAAAAACACAAAAUCUGAUUUAAGUAUUUUUGAUAUAGUUCCUAGUGCAAACAUUUAGUACACUUGAAAUAACAUAAAACAUAAGUAACUUCUCAGCAAGAAAUAUGAGCUUGUGUCCAGUCAAUAAUUCCUUAAUGUUGAUUAAAAAGUGCUAGUUAUAAGUGAAAUAAGACAUUUUUUCCAUAAGUCAAAAAGUCUUGGUCCACCGUCAUAUAACAGUACUUUUUUAUAAAUAUUAAAACAUUAUUUAUUUAAGACAAUCUCUGAUAUUGUGCUGAAAAGUUACUUGUAAGUUAGUUUUAUUUUAAGUUUACUGAGAUAUUUGCACGAGAAAAUGAACCAGAAAUACUUGGUAAGAUUUUGUGUUUUUGCUGUAUCAGAUUAAAAGUAAAUUCAGCAGACAGACUAAUUCUCUUUUAAAAAUAUCAUAGCUAACUUUUUUUAACAUAUUCAGUUUGGGCAUUUGCGUCGAUUGAAAUUUGUUUCUUUUUCCUACAGACUUAACAACUUUGGGACCAAUAUGAGUGAGAUGAUUUUUUUUUUUUUAAAGUUGGCCACAGGUGCUCUUGAGCGUUUCAGGCUCACAUUGAGCUCAACUUCAACAUUUUGGUGUCCAUCUGUUCUUUUAAAGCCAUUUAAAGGGUAAACAAUAUGUGUGGAGUUAAAAAGUGCCUCUGUAAAAUAACAAAGAGAAGAUUAGAUGGAUUAUUUUCCGACAAACAAUCAGAUCACAGCAGUGCUAAACUAGCAGAAGCAUCCAGAAUCUCACUCAGUCCCUUUUUUCUCAACGAUUUUCAGGUUGGUUUGAUUUUCGUUCAUGAAUGUGUGCUGCGUCACUCCAGUAAAGAUCCAAACUGGGAAUGUUUUCAGUGAACCUCUCUCUAGCCCAGAGGGCGAGUCCCGAGCGGCUCAUGUUUACUAAUUUAUCAGAUGUGGGCUUAUCUGUAAACUUGCCCUCAUCAAUUAAGAGGAUACUUAUAGUUUUAGAUUAGUUUGAUGCUUUUUGCUCCUUUUGCCCCCUCGUGUGGAUUUAAUUUGGUGUGAUUGCUCUGAUGUCACACUAAGGCGGCUUUGACCUUUUUCCUUUUGUAUUAAUCUGGGGGCUGUUUGCUGAGCAAGCAAGCUCUUGGAGCUGCAGCCCGUCCUCACUUUCCACUGAGCUGACCGAGGACCCUGAAAGUUGUAUGCUGUUGACUUGGAUUUGAAGCAAAACAAUAAAAGAAACAAAGUACACAAUCAGAA
Messenger RNA from Poeciliopsis prolifica (blackstripe livebearer), 4592 nucleotides. It is a transcript of the gene nploc4, whose product is annotated as NPL4 homolog, ubiquitin recognition factor. The coding region runs from base 203 to 2089 and encodes 628 amino acids. Gene Ontology annotation, biological process: ubiquitin-dependent protein catabolic process. The record is from RefSeq and is a predicted model, not a curated record. Gene Ontology annotation, molecular function: ubiquitin binding; ubiquitin protein ligase binding. The transcript is spliced from 17 exons. Lineage: Eukaryota; Metazoa; Chordata; Actinopteri; Cyprinodontiformes; Poeciliidae. Gene Ontology annotation, cellular component: nucleus.